Messenger RNA from Carica papaya (papaya), 1037 nucleotides. The record is from RefSeq and is a predicted model, not a curated record. NCBI's taxonomy places the organism in Eukaryota, Viridiplantae, Streptophyta, Magnoliopsida, Brassicales, Caricaceae.
UAGAGAGAGAGAGAGAGAGGGAGGGAGGGAGGGGGAGGCAUGUGGAGGAGGAGAAAGAAGUUGUAGUGACGUCGCCGGAAAUGGAUACUCCCGCUAGAAACCAGAUCGCCGCCUCUUCUCUCUCCAAAUUCGAGGACUCACCUGUGUUCAAAUAUAUAAGCAGUCUUUCACCUAUUGAGCCAGUCAAGUCUGUACAUCCUGAUUUCAACUCGCUGAUCUUCACUUCGCCUUCAUCUUUGUUUAAUUCACCAUCAACCAAUUCUCAUAAGGAAUCCAGAUUUUCAAUUAGAAGGCAUCCAUCCUCAGAUUCCUCAAGAUCUGGGUUACUUCAGAGUGGAAAAGAAAAUACAAGUAAAGAGGUUUCACAAGCUGUUCAGCUAUCUGGCCUUUAUGAUGAACAACUAGGAUGCCUUACUCAUGGGAGUUUGACUGGAGAAGGUAGUACUGGGCCACCAAAUGAACACUUUGAUUUAGCAAUCGAGCUGCCAAAAGCCUUGGAUUAUAAUUCUGACAGCCCUCCUGGUCAAAAGGUUUCUUGUGAUGAGACAUCAAGAGACAGGAAUGCGAAUACCCCUAAAUCAGUUGUUCAGUCUGAUGACAACUUGAAAAAGAUACACCAUCCACAUGAAAUUGAAGCACAAUUGCAUAGAAUAUAUGAAGAUAGGAAAACUGAGAAACCAAAGGGAUGCAAUUUGGAAUCAUUCACAUCUGACGCUGCUGAAGAUCUGCUGAGUUACGAUUCAUCUAUAAUCCAAAGCGAUACUGAGUGCCAACAUCAGAAUGCAGCAGAUCCUGGAACCAGUUCUUUCAUCUCAACUAUCCUACAGUUCCCACAAGAUAGCAACCACAAUUUGCAGAAAAAAGAUUCUGUUGGCUCUCAUUCUUCUAAUGAACAAGCUGAAGUGGGAGAAUCAGUGGUUAAGUCGGGAAGAAUCGUGAACAUGAAUGAGAUUCAUCAGGCUCCAGCUAUGCGUUCUGGCAAUUCUCUUGAUAAGUUAGCUGUUGGUGAUCCAAAUUCAAGUCAAAAUUCAGACUAG